UAGUCAUUCUGGGAUAGCACCAACUUCAACUUGCAACCUCUUAAGUUUCUUUUUUAAAAUGAUUUUCAUUUUCAAUUUAUAAAACAUUCAAACUUAGCCAACCCAAAAUCAUAGCCGCCUUUGUUUUUCAGCUAUUAGCUACUUAUCAACCCAACCCCAACUUGUUUUCCAUUAAAGUUGUUUUGCAUUUGUGAUCAUAUUCUCCAUUUGUUUUCAUCAAGACACUAGAUCAUGGAUUGGUACUAUGGGAAUGGCAUUAAUGAUUUUCUAGUUCCCAAAGAUCAAGAUUUAUUGGACAGGCAUCCUUCACCAGACUGUUGGUCAAACUGGGGAAUAAGUGUAACAGAAGGUUUUAGUUCACCUAAAAAGUUCUUUAUUAUGGAUUUCAUUGAUGAAAGUUUCAAUAAUCAAAUUGAGCUUGAAACAUCCCUGCAUGAUAAAGAUCAGUCUAGCAGUUCAAGUGUAUGUGGGGGAUUGUCUGAGCAAUCUUUUCAACAGACCGCACUUUCAUGUGAUCAGCCUAAUUACCAGCUUCAAGACCUACAAAGAUUCGAACAGAUGAAUGACACUUUCUUGGAUUCUAUACCUGAAGAUCUUCCCUGUGUUGAAAACCUCGACAAAUCCUUUAACAUUUCAUCUGAAAACCGAAGCAGCAAUACAUCUGAUCAACUGCAGAAAGAUAUUGCAUCUUCAAAGUUUGUUUCAUGCAACUCAGAAUCUAAGGAUUGCCUGGAUAUAGAGGCACCAUCAGACGAAGUCUUGGACUCUUUUGAGCAGUGCAGCAGAGAUGAUGGCAUGCAUGAGCAGUCAGCGGUUGAGGAAUUCAUACUGAAGGAUCUUGAGAUGGUAAUUGGACAGUUCACUGAGAGGACCCGGAUUAGCUUCCGAGAUGCCCUUUACCGUCUUGCUAGAAACACUGGACAACAGCAUGUACUGCAGGUCCAGGACCAAGAUGGAGAUCAUAACAUGCAAAGGGCAAUGCUACAUCCGGAUCACAGUGAAACAGUAAGGUCUGAGAGCAAGAAACCAAUGGAAUCGGAGACCAACAGUGUUGACAGAGUAAUUGCAAAUCUUAUGUUCAACAACAUGGAGUUUAACAUACAUAGUCCUCCUCUUACAUCAUCAAUAAACACCAUGCAACAAGCAAAUGAAAGUAAAGGUCUACAUAGAAAAAGCUGAAAAGCCUGGAAUCUGGCACAGUAGUUUUACUCUCCCCACCCUAAAAAAUUACAAGCAGAUGCCUAGGUUCCAAGGUUUGGACUAACCAACCAACAAAGAGGCACAGGUUCACAAAUUGCUUGUGGGGAUCCUAUAACAAAGUCUUUAUGCUAGGGUUUGAUUAGGUAAUGUGAUUAUGAGCUUUCUAGUAGACAGUAGCUAAACCUAAACUAAGAAAAAAACCAAUUUCCUGUAACUGUUCAGUCUUACUAUUGUGGUUUCUCUGAUAUUCAUGUGUAUACCUUUGCAUCUAAAUUAUCUGUGUUAUGUUGUUUUGUUCAAGGGCUAGCUGUAUCCAUCUAGCUCAGUUUUGCUUGGAAUGUAUAUGACUGAGUUUUUUUUUGGAUAUCUUUAUCAAUUACCUAACUAGUUGGGCAGGACCGCAAGAGCUUGCAUAUCCCAGACUUGAACUUUAAACUACUGCUUCAACUAAAAUGACCCUUGCCUGUUAAUCCACUUGAUG
Molecule: messenger RNA, 1681 nt
Organism: Gastrolobium bilobum
Lineage: Eukaryota; Viridiplantae; Streptophyta; Magnoliopsida; Fabales; Fabaceae
Product: protein LNK3-like
Exons: 7
Coding region: 232-1179 (315 amino acids)
Biological process (GO): regulation of DNA-templated transcription; circadian rhythm
Source: RefSeq, a predicted model, not a curated record